Carya illinoinensis is the source of this 2151-nucleotide messenger RNA. Its product is annotated as FH protein interacting protein FIP2. Gene Ontology annotation, biological process: protein homooligomerization. The coding region runs from base 65 to 901 and encodes 278 amino acids. Gene Ontology annotation, molecular function: protein binding. Lineage: Eukaryota; Viridiplantae; Streptophyta; Magnoliopsida; Fagales; Juglandaceae. The record is from RefSeq and is a predicted model, not a curated record. The transcript has 8 exons.
UGUUAAACCGUGGCACAGCCCAUUAACUAACUUUCUUUGAUUUAAUGUAAUACGUGGUAGAGCUAUGAGUACGUCGAACAUGCUUUCCCAGCCCAUUGCUGAGCCUGAGCUACUGAACAUGACGAAGGGCUCUGAUUCCUCUUCUCUGGUUCAUCUAAAUAUUGGGGGAAAGAAAUUUUGUACAACCACUGAUACAUUGACUCAUCGCGAGCCCGAUUCGAUGCUCGCCGCGAUGUUUAGCGGUCGCCACACCGUGUGCAAGGACCCCGGAAAGGGAUAUGUUUUUGUUGAUAGGGAUGGAAAGCAUUUUCGGCAUAUUCUCAAUUGGUUAAGGGAUGGUGUUGUUCCCAUGCUAACAGACUCUGAAUAUUUGGAGCUACUGCGGGAGGCAGAGUACUAUCAGUUACUUGGACUAAUAGAUGGGAUUAAUGCUGUUUUAAAUAAGAGGAAGAAGGAAGAUGAUGAGUUCAAUACUGAAUUGACACGUACUGAUAUAAUCAAGUGUAUACAGUCUGAGAGAGUCAGAUUUCGAGGGGUUAAUCUUUCUGGUCUGAAUCUUUCAAAACUGGACCUAUCACUUGUGGAUUUCAGCUAUGCAUGUCUUAGAAAUGUGUUCUUCUCACGUGCUAACCUUCAAUCUGCUAAGUUCCGGGAUGUGGAUGCUGUGGGCUCCAUCUUUCUCCAUGCUACUUUGCGUGAGUGUGAAUUUACUGGGGCAAAUCUUCAUGGAGCUUUAUUAGCUGGAGCUAACCUUCAAAGUGCUAAUCUCCAAGCAAACUGGUUUGAGAGGCCAUUUGAAGAGGGUGAGGUGUAUCGGGUGGUUUGUGGGAUGAGAAGAGACAAAGCUCUGGACCCGGAUGAUAAACUAUGGCUUUUUUUCAAGAUUGUUGGGAGACAGUGAGGGCGGAGGUGAUGCAGGUUCUUCAUGAAUUUUAUGACUACCAAAAGUUUGAGAAGUCGUUGAAUGCAACUUUUAUUGCUCUUAUCCCUAGGAGAGUAGGUGCUUUGGAGUUAAAAGAUUUCUGACCUAUUAGUUUGGUUAAUGGAAUUUAUAAGAUAAUUUAGAAGGUUUUGGCUAAUUGUAUGAGCACGGUGAUGGAGAAGAUUAUUUCAAAAUCUCAAAAUGCUUUUGUUAGAGGCCGACAAAUUAUUGAUUCUGUGUUGAUUGCAAAUGAGUGUUUAGAUAGUCGGCUUCGGCAAGGUGUUCCGGGGGUUCUUUGUAAGCUGGACAUGGAGAAGGCUUUCGACCAUGUAAGCUGGGAUUUUCUGCUAUACAUGCUUGGAAGGUGUGGCUUCGGUGACAAAUGGCGUGGUUGGGUUAGACAAUGUAUUUUGACUGCUAUGUUUUCAGUUUUAGUUAAUGGUCAGCCUUGUCCUUUUUUUAAGAGUUCAAGAGACUUGAGACAAGGAGAUCUGUCUGUUAUCUCCUUUCUUAUUUAUUCUUGUUAUGGAAGCCCUAAGUCGUAUGGUGGAGGCUGCUGUAGGGGGUGGAUUUAUUUCAGGUUUUUAGGUGGGUACUUCUUCUAAUGGCUUUACUUCCAUAUCUCACUUUUUGCCAAUGAUACUUUAAUUUUAUGUGAUGCUGUUGAGGAUCAGAUUAAAGCAUUGAUGGCUGUAUUGUUGUGUUUUCAAGCCAUUUCUGGUUAAAAGUGAACUUGGGUAAUUCGGAGCUGGUCCUGGUUGGAAUUGUUCAUAAUAUUAAUGAUUUAGCAUCUUUUUUGGGAUGUAGAGUUUCUUCUUGCCCAUGAAAUAUCUCGGCCUCCCUUUGGGAGCUUCGUUCAAGGCAAAGUAUAUUUGCAACGGGGAGGUUGAGAAGAUUGAGAAAAGGUUGGCGGCAUGGAAAAGGAUGUAUUUAUCUAAAGGGGGUAGAAUCCCCCUUACUAAGAGUACCCUUUCGAAUAUACCAAUGUAUUUUCUUUCCUUAUUCCCUUUACCUGUUGGUGUGGCUAGUCGUAUCGAAAAACUGUAUAGAGCUUUUUUGUGGGGAGGUUUGGGCGAGGAGAACAAAGUACCUUUAGUUAAUUGGAAAAAGUAUGCUGUUCAAUUGAUGUUGGUGGAUUGGGUGUUCGUAAUUUGUGUAGUUUCAAUAAGGCUUUAUCGGUGAAGUGGUUCUGGAGAUUUAAUAAGGAAGUGAGUGCGAUGUGGAGAGGG